UACGAUCCGUUAUCAAAUGCAAUUGCUCAUCUUACAUGAACUAACUUGCCCAGCAGUUUAACUGAGCAUCCAAUCGUGUCAGUCGCGUCCAGUUGAGAUGCGUUAUUCAAGUGUGUUAUUGUUCUUAACAUUCCUUUCAACAUGCUUCGCCAAGUUCUUUCCCUGUGAUCAAAUCCAAAGUGGACGAACAUGUUACCUCCGCAACAUUACCAUCGACCCCUCUGACAACCACGCUACGGCUCAGUUCCAGGACGUCCUGCAGCUGGUCAUAGAAAGCAGUCAAAUCCCCGUGUUCUCCUCGGAACUCUUCGCUGCCCUAGGUGAAUCGAACUUUCUAACGCUCAAGGGUGGCCAAAUCGCCAGUGUCAACUACAGCUCCGAAAAGCUGCACUCGCUGCGCAUUCACAAAACCGAACUGCGCAAUUUCUCCGUGAGUGCCGUUCCCAACCACAGCUUGAACACGCUGAUGAUCAACCGGAAUCUACUCGACCGUUUGCCGGACUCGAUUCGUUACCUGGUAGGUCUGACCAUACUGGAUCUGUCGCAAAACCAAUUGGAGUUCGUCGACCUGGACUCGUUCCAACAGAUGGACAAUCUGCUAGUGUUGGACCUUUCCCGAAACCAGCUGAUACGCGUUGAUGGAAGUUCGGAUCUUCGACUUAAAAAGGUCAAGAACUUUUGGAUCAACCACAAUUACCUCUCCCAAAUUCCAUGGUUCCCGAUAGGAUUCCCGCGGUUGGAACGCGUUCGUUUGGCGGACAAUCGCUGGAGUUGCGGAUGGGUCGGUUCGAUGAGACAGCAGAUUUGGAAUCGCCAUAUCCGACUGUUCGAUUCCGACGGGGCCUGUGAAGAGCACAAUGACGGAGGGCUGUGCUGUUACGAUGAAGACUCUCAACCGUCCCAGCCGAGGUACGAAUUGAUCGAGAUUGACGAGGAAUCGCGACGACAAGACGGGCCGAUUUUGGAAAAGCUGACCCAGCAAGAGAGCGUUCUCGGGGAUCAGCAACAGCACAGUAACGACAGCUGCCAGGUGUUGGAGGCUAAGGUACGACUGCUGCAGCGGGAAAGUGUACGGUUGGCGAUGGAGAAGGCCGAGAUGGAGCAGCAGUUUGUGAAGAAGGUCACCUCAAUGCAGGACAUACUGCGGGCGAUGCGUGAGGAUCUGGAGGAGUCGGAGCGGGAGGUUUCAAAGUAUCGGUACAAGGAGCGGCUGGAGAUGAUUGCGAAGACGGAUCAGGUGGAGCGGGAGGAGGGGAAUUGACAAGAAUGUACCCUUCAAUGAAUAUAUUUUAAAUUAGAUGCAGUUAGUAAAUUA
Molecule: messenger RNA, 1315 nt
Organism: Culex quinquefasciatus (southern house mosquito)
Lineage: Eukaryota; Metazoa; Arthropoda; Insecta; Diptera; Culicidae
Exons: 1
Coding region: 98-1261 (387 amino acids)
Cellular component (GO): plasma membrane
Molecular function (GO): protein binding
Source: RefSeq, a predicted model, not a curated record